AUGCCCCCAGAAGUAUUCCAUUGCCAUCCUUUUGUUACUCCACCGAUUCCAAUCCAGCCCAAAUCCAAGCAAAUACGAACGCUGCAAAAGAAAUAUUGUCAAGGAAGGAUGAAAUUUACGAAAAGGAAGCUCAUACCAGUUCUUGUUUUCAUUUUAGUGAUUGCUUCACUCAUCCCACUUCUCAAAUUAACGAUAAUAACUUCAUCUCCGUCUCUGCCUUCAGCCGGUUCACUUCUUGUUCGUCAGCAAAAAUGUUCGUCAUCUUCUUCAAUUUGCAGGAAUAACAUUUCACCAUCAAAUGCAGAUGCCAGUGUUCUUACUGAAAAGGAAAAUCGAUUUCUAUUGGAUCUUGUUUCUCGGAGAAUUCCCUGCAAAAUUCUUGUUUUUGGGCUUGAACCACAAUACUUGAGCCUUGCCUCCUUGAAUGAUGGUGGACUCACCGUCUUCAUUGAAGACAAUCCCGAGAAAAUAAGCACUAUGAAAUCUUUAAACAAGACUCGAAUUUACAAAGUCGAGUACCAGACUAUUGCUGCUGAAGCAUUCAAGCUACUCAAACAUGCCAGAGAAAAUCCAGAUUGUGCACCUAAAUUUCAACUGCCCAAAUUGUCAAGGUGCAAACUGGCAUUAACUAAUCUCCCAGAAGAAGUUUACAAUACAAAGUGGGACGUGGUGUUGGUGGACGGACCGCAAGGGGACACACCAGAUUCCCCGGGGAGAAUGGUGGCCAUCUACACCGCUAGUAUACUAGCACGAAAAGGAAAUGUGACCGACAUUUUAGUACAUGAUGUAGAUAGAAUGAUCGAGAAGUGGUUCUCGUGGGAAUUCUUGUGUGAAGAGAACUUGGUUUCUUCGAAGGGAAGAUUUUGGAAUUUUGGAAUACUCAGGGAACCUAAUGCUACUAAGUUUUGCACCAUAUAA
Olea europaea var. sylvestris is the source of this 918-nucleotide messenger RNA. Its product is annotated as probable methyltransferase At1g27930. The record is from RefSeq and is a predicted model, not a curated record. Lineage: Eukaryota; Viridiplantae; Streptophyta; Magnoliopsida; Lamiales; Oleaceae. Gene Ontology annotation, biological process: xylan biosynthetic process. The transcript has a single exon. Bases 1 to 918 code for a protein of 305 amino acids.